Volvox carteri f. nagariensis is the source of this 1470-nucleotide messenger RNA. RefSeq lists its product as uncharacterized. The record is from RefSeq and is a predicted model, not a curated record. Lineage: Eukaryota; Viridiplantae; Chlorophyta; Chlorophyceae; Chlamydomonadales; Volvocaceae. The transcript has 8 exons. The coding region runs from base 1 to 1470 and encodes 489 amino acids. Gene Ontology annotation, molecular function: acyltransferase activity, transferring groups other than amino-acyl groups.
AUGGAUCGAGAUUCGCACGCUGGAUUGGUGGCGAUUGUUGAACCCUCUGUCUCUACGGAUGUUCGGAUCCUCUUCCAGGCGACCGCUGAAGGUCAUCGCCGAAUGGGCUUGGGGCGGCUGCUGACCCGGAUCAUCCAGGAGGCCGCGGUGGCGGCCAACCACCAGUACGUAGCGGUCUCCGUGGUCGAUAAGGCUGUGAUGGAGUAUUGGCAUCAGAGGCUGGGCUUCCAAGGGGAACCAUAUUUUAAAAAGGCAGGCCGCGGGGCAGAAGCGUGUUUCAAGGCCAUCGAAGCCGAGUGUCAGCGGAACCUGGCGGCCCGCGUGCUCGUCCAUCCGGCCGUGAACGAGGACGCCGCAAAAACCAUGGUUCUACAGGCGGUUCAGACGCUCCAUUACGGGAGACUCGUAAUGGCGGUGCGGAGUGAGGAUGAGAAUGGUGCAGCGAGUACGGCAGCCCUCCCGAAAGAGGUGGGAGAGCCGGAGAUGGCAGUAGUGCAGGUACCACAACCGCCGGUAGAGGCACUACUGCGAGCAUCGGAGAUGUCACCGCCGCCGCCGCCGCUAGCAGCGGAGGUGUCGCCACCGCCACCGCAGCCAGCAGCGGAGGUGUCACCGCCGCCGCCGCCGCCAGCAGCAGAGGUGUCACCAAAACCGCCGCCGCCAGCAGCGGAGGUGUCACCACCGCCACCGCCGCCAGCAGCGGAGGUGUCACCGCCGCCGCCGCCGCCAGCAGCAGAGGUGUCACCAAAACCGCCGCCGCCGCCAGCAGCGGUGGUGUCGCCUUCGCCGCCGCUAGCAGCGGAGGUAUCACCACCGCCGCCGCCGCCAGCAGCGGAGGUGUCGCCACAACCGCCGCCGCCAGCAGCGGAGGUGUCACCACCGCCGCCGCCGCCAGCAGCGGAGGUGUCACCACCGCCGCCGCCGCCAGCAGCGGAGGUGUCACCGCCGCCGCCGCCGCCAGCAGCGGUGGUGUCGCCUUCGCCGCCGCCGCCAGCAGCGGCGGUGUCACCACCGCCGCCGCCGCCAGCAGCGGAGUUUUGGUUGUGGUGCGACCAUAACAUGAUGGUCAAUGUGAUGCAAAGGAUAGGGUUCCCCGGCCCCUACGGACCCCUGGGAGACAGCCGCAGCACCUCGUCCCCAUCAUCAUCAUCAUCAUUCUGGGUGCGCUCCGGAACCCGCCUGCCUGGGCCUGGAAACCACCACUACUACCACUACCACCACAACCACCACCAUCAUUCCGCGGGACUGCUACUGGUACUGCUACUGCUGCCAGUGGUGCCGGCAACUACUGCUACAGCAGCGGUACUACUGAUAGAGACAAAUGCAGCCCCACCCUGGCCUGGCAGCACCUGCCGGGUUUCAGAGCUCGGGUUGGGUUCGAAAGCGGCGGGCUCUUGCUUCGACUCUGAGGUGGUCGCAGCGUCCAUGCUCGCGGGGGGUUGUUGCCUGGGGUCCUCAGGCGGGGUGUGA